Molecule: messenger RNA, 888 nt
Organism: Guillardia theta CCMP2712
Lineage: Eukaryota; Cryptophyceae; Pyrenomonadales; Geminigeraceae
Exons: 8
Coding region: 1-888 (295 amino acids)
Source: RefSeq, a predicted model, not a curated record
AUGGCGUCGCGGGUCGGUGACAUCGAUCCUGAGAGGGAGAAGCAGGCAAGGCCCUGGUACCCGAGCGCGAAGGCUCUGAUCGUUGUGCAGGAGGCGCAUCGAAGAGAAAUGCUAGCUGCAAGACGAGAGGCGAACAUUCGCAAGCGGGAAGAAGAAAGGAGGCGCCGAGAGGAGGCCGAGGCUGAGGCAAAGGCCAGGUCGGAAGAUCUCGAAAGGAGAAGAAGCGAAAACAUCGCAAAGAUCGACAAGACAUGGAUACAACAACAAGAGGAGCAGCGGCAGCGUGAUGAUGCGCUCAUCGCCUUCAUUCGAACUGCGAGAGAGCGGAGAGAUGCUGAGCGUGAGAUUGAGAAACAGGAGGAGAUGGAGGGAUGGCGGCGGCAAGAGAAGUACGACAAAUUCAUGGAGCUGGAGAAGAGGCGCGAGGCGAACAUCAAGAAGCGACAAGACUCGUGGCGCCAGCAGAACAUCCGAAGGAUCGAAGACGAAGCGCGAGAGAAGGAGGAGUCGUUCAUGCUGGCCGAACGGGACAGAAUCCUGAUCCGAGAGGCGCGAGAGAGGCGGCAGGUGGAACGCGAGAAGUUGAAGCAGAUGGAGAAGGAGGAGCACGAAAGGAUGCUGAAGAUCCAACUCGAGCAGACGCUGCAGCAGCGACGUGAGGAGAACAUCAAGAACCGGGAGGCUGAGCUCGCCAAGCGGCAGGUUGAGCGACGGGCGAGGGAGGCGAAAGUCUUGCAGGAGGCGCGGGAGUUGAGGAUGCACGCGAGGGAGAUGCAGAAACAAUCUCAAGCAGCGGAGGAAGACUUCCGUCGCAACCAGGAGGAGAUCGAACGGCGAAACAUGCAGCUGGAGGAGCAGAGGGAGGCGAACAUCGCAGCUCGGGCAUGA